AAUGAAACCUAAAAAAAAACUUGAGAGAUCAGAUCAACAAAACCAAGAGAAAACAUGGCUCAGAACGAUACAGUGAAGCUGAUAGGUUGUUCGGAUGACCCUUUUUCCAUUAGGCCACGAGUGGCUCUACACUUGAAAUCUAUCAAGUACGAGUACUUAGAAGAACCUGAUGAUGAUCUUGGGGAAAAGAGCCAACUCCUUCUCAAAUCUAACCCUAUCCACAAGAAAACCCCUGUCCUCAUUCAUGGUGACCUUGCAAUCUGUGAGUCCCUCAACAUCGUUCAAUACCUCGACGAGGCUUGGCCUUCUGAUCCAUCCAUCCUUCCUUCUAAUGCCUAUGAUCGUGCGUCUGCUCGGUUCUGGGCUCAGUACAUCGACGACAAGUGCUUCGAGGCGGCGAAUGCGCUGACCGGAGCAAACAACGACGAAGAGAGAAUAGCGGCGACGGGAAAGCUGACGGAGUGUUUGGCGAUACUAGAAGAGACGUUUCAGAAGAGCAGCAAAGGGUUAGGGUUUUUCGGAGGAGAAACCAUCGGCUACCUUGACAUUGCAUGUGCGGCUCUUUUGGGUCCGAUCUCUGUGAUCGAGAUGUUUUCCGCCGACAAGUUUGUCCGGGAAGAGACAACACCUGGGUUGAUCCAAUGGGCCGUGAGGUUUAGGGCCCAUGAAGCUGUUAGGCCUUACAUGCCAACCGUCGAAGAGGUCACUGAAUUAGUAAAGCAAAGGAUUGAGGAGGGUUUUAAGCGAAACUUCAAAAGCAAUGUUUCGACUUCGGAAUAUGAAUAGUUGAUGUUUGAAUAUUUUAAUGCUUUCUGUAUUACUAUUUUGUGCCAAAACAUAUGCACUUGGAUUUUUCUUUCUUCUAUUUGAUAUCUUUGUGUUUUUAUUGAUUUUGAAGCCUCAUUUCUCUUAGUUUUCUUUAUUUCACAUUCAUGUUUUAGCAUAUAGUUUCAUAUUAUUAUUUGGUUAAUUGUUUAUAUAUAC
Messenger RNA from Arabidopsis thaliana (thale cress), 984 nucleotides. RefSeq names its product glutathione S-transferase tau 14 (gene GSTU14). Gene Ontology annotation, molecular function: glutathione transferase activity. The record is from RefSeq and is marked reviewed. Gene Ontology annotation, biological process: glutathione metabolic process; toxin catabolic process. Lineage: Eukaryota; Viridiplantae; Streptophyta; Magnoliopsida; Brassicales; Brassicaceae. Gene Ontology annotation, cellular component: cytosol. The transcript is spliced from 2 exons. The coding region runs from base 55 to 786 and encodes 243 amino acids.